This is a messenger RNA of Stegodyphus dumicola, 1475 nucleotides long. RefSeq names its product putative serine hydrolase. NCBI's taxonomy places the organism in Eukaryota, Metazoa, Arthropoda, Arachnida, Araneae, Eresidae. The record is from RefSeq and is a predicted model, not a curated record. Gene Ontology annotation, cellular component: membrane.
UUGCUCUUAAUUUUAUAGCAAUAGUGAUUGCUUGAGUUGCAAAUUGUUAUACUAUAUGGGGUUGUGAGUUUGUUUAUUAUAGAAGAAUGAAACGUGAAUAAUCAUGUAUUUCAUUGCUUUCAAAAAAUUUCGCCGUGACUAAAGUAUUUUUAUUAUGCUUCAAUACGCGAGAUAUAUGAAAACUGUCUUAAAAGUGUUCACAAGCAGUGUUCAGCGGUUUGGGAAAAGAACAUGCUCAUCUGCAAGUGGAUCAAAUGAAGCCUAUAUUUCUCAUGUAAAGGAAAUAUCAAUACCUAUGCCAUAUGGUAAAAUAGCUGCUAAAGCUUGGGGCAAUGAGAACGCUUAUCCAGUUUUGGCAUUACAUGGAUGGUUGGAUAACUGUGGAACAUUUGAUAAACUUAUACCUUUACUCAGCAAAGAGUUUUACAUUGUAGCUGUGGAUACACCUGGGCAUGGUUUAUCCUCACAAAGACCUCCAGGGUCUUUAUACACAGAUUUAGAGCUAAUUGUAGAUUUUAAAAGAGUAACUGAUUAUUUUGGAUGGAAGAAGUGCUCUUUAAUAGGUCAUAGUUUAGGUGGAUGUUUUGGGUUGAUGUUUGCAUGUAUUUUCCCUGACGUCAUUCGAAAGCUUGUGGUACUUGAUAUAGUCAAACCUACAUCAAGAGAUAUUACUUUAUUUCCUAGUGAAAUAACUAAUGGUAUUAAAAAUUACUUCAAGAAUGAGAGCAAAAUGUCCAAAGAACCACCAUUAUACACAACUGAAAGUGCAGCUGUAAGACUGAGAGAAGGCAUGGUUAAUGAAGUAACUUUAGAGAGUGCAAAAAUUUUGAAUCAGCGUGGAACUCGAAAGUAUAGAAACGGUGUAGUUUUUAACAGAGAUUUAAGAUGUCGAACUAUUGAAAAUAUAAACAGAAGAAGUCAUGAAGUUAUGCAACAGUUUAUGCGUGCUGUUCGUUGUGAAUUACUAAUGAUUAUUGCUAAUAAUACACACCCUCAUUAUAAAUCAGCAACACCAGAGGUUAUAGAUCAAUUCUUAGAUAUUUAUAGGGAAAACUGCGAGAAGUUUGUUCUUAAAUAUGUUGAUGGAAAUCAUUUUGUACAUUUAAACUAUCCAGAAAGAGUAUCGUCAGAUAUCAAUGAAUUUCUUUCUGAAAGGUCAUCAAAAUCAGACUUUAAAAAUUAAACUUUUUAAAUUCAGUUACAAUUUUAUAUAAUUAUCUGAUUUGUACUUUAAGAUAUUCAGAAAAUUAAUUAUGAUUAGUUUAAUAUGCCUCUUGUAUUAGUCAUUCACAUCAAGCAGCAUUAAAAGAUUCAAUUGAUGUUAGUGCCAAUUUAAAUUAUUCAUAAAUAAUUAUAGGUUAUCUAUACACAUUAAAAAUCUGUUGCUGAAAGUAUUUUUUUAAAUGCUGUAGCUUUGUAUGUUUGAUCUUGAAUUAACUUCGUAAAAAAAACUGUUUAUUAAAAUUUAUAAAAUA